AUGUUUCCCACACAUGCCCUCCUCGGUUCCGCUCGCCUGACGCUGUUCACCCGCGCAGGCUGUGGCCUAUGCGACACCGCCAAAAAUACCGUCCUUCAGCUCCAAAAACGUCGAUCUUUCGAGUACGUCGAGCAGGAUAUUAUGGAACCGGGUAAUAAGCAAUGGAAGGAUGUUUACGAGUUCGAUGUGCCCGUGCUCCAUGUCCAAUCUAAGAACAAUGGCUUGCCCAAGGCUGCUGAUCUGUCCGACGCGAGGAAACUGUUCCAUCGGUGGACGGAGCAGGAGGUCGAGCAGUCUGUUGAGGAGGCAGAGAAGCAGGAGUCAUGA
This is a messenger RNA of Penicillium antarcticum, 327 nucleotides long. RefSeq names its product glutaredoxin family protein. The record is from RefSeq and is a predicted model, not a curated record. Bases 1 to 327 code for a protein of 108 amino acids. The transcript has a single exon. NCBI's taxonomy places the organism in Eukaryota, Fungi, Ascomycota, Eurotiomycetes, Eurotiales, Aspergillaceae.